AUGUUUGCCUAUGCUCACUCCCGUGAAGCGUGGAAUGGAAUGUGGACCAGUUCAAUCAUCGCAGAUUCAACCGCAUCUGAUCACAUUCAAAUGGCUAACUUCAUCUCAAAACCAUCAAUUGGAGCUAUCGAUGAGUUCUCAUUUAGCAUGAAAUCUCCGUUGACGUUUGCUCUAGGACUUGCUACACUUUCUGCUGCCACGCAAGCUCCAAUUGGACAGAAGAAUGAUGGAAGACCAAACAUAGUCCUUGUUUUGACAGAUGAUCAGGAUCUGCAUAUGCAGUCAGUCGAUUAUAUGCCCUUGCUGAAGAAGUAUAUAAUCGAUCAAGGAACCUUUUUCAAGCGGCAUUAUUGUACAACUGCGAUAUGUUGUCCUUCGAGAGUCACAUUAUGGACCGGCAGAAAUGCCCAUAAUACAAAUGUCACAGAUGUAGUGCCUCCUUAUGGUGGAUAUCAGAAAUUCAUUGAGCAGGGUUUCAAUGAUGCCUAUCUCCCAGUAUGGCUUCAGGAUGCUGGGUACAGCACCUUCUAUACCGGGAAACUUUUUAAUCAUCACACUGUGAGUAAUUGGAACAGUCCUCAUCCUGCUGGAUGGACUUCAUCCGAUUUCCUUCUGGAUCCUUUCACAUACCAAUAUUACAAUUCCACAUUUCAAAGGAAUGAGCAUCCGCCUGUCAGCCACGAAGGCGAGUAUUCAACAGACGUCCUUGCUCAGAAGGCGUAUGGAUUGCUCGAUGAAGGAGUGCAAUCCGGAAAACCGUUCUUCGUAGUCGCAGCGCCAAUUGCUCCUCAUGCAAAUGUUGACCCAGCUGCAUUCAAGCCUGGGGAGGGCAUUCUGAUGACUACUCCUCUUCCUGCUGAGAGACACAAACACUUAUUUCCUGGCGCAAAAGUUCCCAGAAACGCCAAUUUUAAUCCAGACAAGCCAAGCGGAGCCUCAUGGGUAAAGCAUCUAGAUCAGCUCACGGAUGAAGUUAUAGCGUAUAACGACGAAUUCUACCGGGCUCGUCUUCAAACCCUCCAAGCGGUGGACGAACUUAUUGAAGGUCUUGUCACUCGUCUAACAGGUUAUGGCAUCCUAGACAAUACCUUCUUCUUGUUCUCCACUGAUAACGGCUAUCAUAUAUCUCAACAUCGUCUUGCUCCAGGAAAAGAAUGUGGCUUUGAGGAAGACAUCAAUAUUCCUCUCGUCAUCCGUGGUCCUGGAGUUCCACAAGGAGAAGAAACAAGUAUUGUGACCGCACACACAGAUCUUGCUCCUACGAUUCUUAAGAUUGCAAAUGGCGAUUGGAAGAGAAAAGACUUGGACGGAAGCGUGAUCCCUCUCGAUCCACAAGGACUCAAGAAUUCCGAGACAACCAGACAGGAACACGUGAAUGUCGAGUUCUGGGGACAAGCACUCCCAGAAGGUAUUCAUGGAUUUUCACUGGACGACGGGAAAAUGGUCUACUAUGGUCUGAAUAAUACCUACAAAGCUCUACGUAUAAUCAGCGAUAGUCACAACCUCUACUACUCAGUCUGGUGUACCAAUGAGCACGAGCUCUACGAUCUUACUAUCGAUCCUUAUCAAACCAACAACAUUUAUCCUUCCUCAAUCGAUGCCAUAAGCCCCUCACCCACGCAAAGCAAGCUCGAUAUACCAAAGCUCAUUCCCCGCCUUGACGCUCUCCUCAUGGUCACAAAAUCUUGUAAAGGUCACACGUGCGUACAACCCUGGUCAGUAUUACACCCGGCUGGAAAUGUAAGAACACUCAAUGAUGCUUUAUCUCCUCAAUUUGAUAUCUUCUAUGCGGAAGAAAUGGCAGAACGGAUAGUUAAGUAUGAUAAGUGCGAAUUGGGGUAUAUCGUAGAUAGUGAGGGACCACAGGAAGUGAUUGCUUUUGAAGAGGAUGGGGCCAAGUGGGAAUUGUAG
Messenger RNA from Sclerotinia borealis F-4128, 1911 nucleotides. The record is from the annotation of a GenBank genome assembly. NCBI's taxonomy places the organism in Eukaryota, Fungi, Ascomycota, Leotiomycetes, Helotiales, Sclerotiniaceae.